Molecule: messenger RNA, 1841 nt
Organism: Pygoscelis adeliae (Adelie penguin)
Lineage: Eukaryota; Metazoa; Chordata; Aves; Sphenisciformes; Spheniscidae
Gene: IL10RB
Product: interleukin 10 receptor, beta
Exons: 7
Coding region: 1-1302 (433 amino acids)
Biological process (GO): blood coagulation
Cellular component (GO): membrane
Molecular function (GO): protein binding; interleukin-10 receptor activity
Source: RefSeq, a predicted model, not a curated record
AUGCUCCGCUGGCGGGGGCCCAGCUCCCGCUUGCCGACGCGCCUUUCUUUCCCCGAAGGCUGUACCUGUGCUGGGAAACCGGAACUUUCCUUUUCGGUUUUGGACACCUGUGCAAGUCCCUGUGAUGAAACGGGCGUGUGGGAGCGAAACUGUGCUCUUCCAGGCACAGUGACCGUGAGCUGUGGGAGCGCGGGUGUAGCUGUGCCUGCACAGCCCGGCACAAGCUGGCCUUCUCUGGCAGAGCUCGUGCUGCACCGGGCACGGCGAGAGCGCUCGGAGAGCGGCCACCACGGCCGCUGUCGUGGUUUAACCCCAGCCGUAUCUGGAAUAGUGCCAAAACCCCAAAACGCAAGAAUUAUUUCAGUUAAUUUUCGUAGCAUUUUACAGUGGGAUGCACCCAGGUUUCACAAUGGGAACAUAAGUUACACUGUCCAAUCCAACAGCAUCAAUUUCCCUGGAGAGACAUAUGAAAACGUGAGCACAAACUUGAGACUCACAGAGUGUGAUGUCUCUUCUCUGUCCGUGUAUGGAGACUACAAUUUACAGGUCAGAGCCGAGUCAGAAAAUAACCAUUCAGACUGGGCGACCGUCAGAUUUAAGCCAAUGGAUGACACAGUUGUUGGGCCACCUGAUGUAAAAGUGAAGUCUGAGUCUGGGUCCCUGCACGUGGAUUUCAUAGGCCCUUUUGCUGAACACGAACAUGACAAGUGGCCUCUAAAGCAAUAUUAUGGCUCGUGGAAUUACAGAAUACUGUACUGGAAGAAAGGCAGCAAUACAGAGGUAGCUCACAUAGAUACUAAACAUAACUCUGAAAUAUUAUCUCAGUUGGAGCCGUGGACAAUAUAUUGUAUUCAAGUGCAAGCCGUUAUCCCCGAGUGGAACAAAACAGGGGAACUGAGCGGAGAGCUUUGUGAGCAGACAACCCACAACGGUGUAACUCCUGUGUGGAUAAUUGUGACCGUUCUUAUAGGAUCAAUGUUGGUCGUUGUAAUAUCUGUUCCUGUUUGUUUCUUCUCCUUUUUGUAUCUAUAUCGACUCACCAGACAUGUUUUCUGCCCUUCAUAUGUUUUCCCACAACACUUGAAAGAGUUUUUGAGCAAGCCUCCCAGUGGUUUGCAGUUUUUUUCUCCACUCCCGCAAGAAGAGCAUCUUUUUUAUGACAAGCUAACUGUCAUUUCAGAAGAAUCCAAAAAUCAAAGCGAUGAGACAGGGGAUGAGGCCAGCAAGACAACAGAGUACCUUCAGGACUCUGAACAAGAGCAUUCUGAUUCAAGAAUAGUACCAGCUUCAGAAAAGGCCUAAAUGCACUCCUCAUACUUUACUUGGACCAGAAGAAAAGCAAAUGGGCUGUUGAGUUUAUCUUCUUCUUGCUGCAUUCUUAAGACAGUAAAAAACCAUAUACGAAAAUGUGUACACAGACUUUUGACAGAAUCAUAUUAUUUUUUUUAAAGUACAAGAAACUUGACUAUAAAUGAGGAAUUAAAUGAUAUGUAAUUUUUGCCACUGUUUGUAGUGGCUCACUGUUAAGUUGUAGCAAUACCUAGGACUGUAUCAUGACAUUAAUUUAAAAAGCAAAUGUCAUAUAUAUAUAUAUAUAUAUAAAAACAGUUAAUUUAACUUUGAUGAGCUAUUUAUUGCAAAAGCUAAUCAAAAUGGCAUAUUGUGUAAAGUUUAUAAAAGAAAAUCAUAUAUUAUAAAGAAAGACCUGAUCUGACUUUUUUUUAAUGAGAAAUUGUGUGUAUUUCUUAAGGAUAUCCCUAGUGGCAUAAUCUUUCUAUUGAAUAUUUUUUUACCUGAUGCAAAACUGUAAAGUUAUUAUGAUGGUACGAACUUGGUAUGAA